Molecule: messenger RNA, 240 nt
Organism: Prorocentrum cordatum
Lineage: Eukaryota; Dinophyceae; Prorocentrales; Prorocentraceae
Source: the annotation of a GenBank genome assembly
GCGGACAAGUUGGAAGAGGACAGUGGUGGCGACAAGAAGAAUGUCACCAAGAGCAAGCUCCUGAUGGGCUACUUGGCCGAUCCAGAGCUUGGCGAAUCGCUCAUGAAGGUGGUGAAUACAAUUUGUUUCACAGAAACGGUCGAGCAGGAGUCCGCGUGGACGUCCAAGAAGCAGAUGAAGGACGCGCACUCGUCGUCGGCGGCGGAGGAGAUGAUCUCAGAGGGCAGGAUUGAGGCCUAA